AACAUACGCACACUGGCCUUGCCCACCUUCUCAAUCUGAUUAAUAAUUCAUUCGCAGUGUCGAUCCACCUUCAAACUUGUCCCAUACCGUUUUAAUUGGUUCCAUGAAAACACAGUUGGGAAAAUAUUAAUCGCGAGAUCUGUAGAAAAGAAUAUGGACGCUAAGCUAUGUUGUUUUCUUUGUUAAUUUUUAAAUGUUGCAGAAUGAUAUGUAUAAAAUAACUGCAGCAGUGUGAGCUGUAGCACUAGCCAGCCCCAGCCAGGAGACUACAUAACAAAUUGAGGGAAGUAAAAUGUGAAACAAAUCUGAUGAAGAUGAAGAUUCUAAAACAUUUUCAGCCUCUAUUUCCCCUGCAUUACUGCGUAAUUUCGUCUGUUAUGUCCUGCAGAUCGACUGCUAACGCGUGGAUGUUACUCAUUUCUAAGGGGAAAUGUGAUUGAGAGCGGGGAUGCGAAGUCCUAAAGAAGAAACAACGAACACGCUGCUUCCUGGUCGUUUUCCAGUUUCAUAUGGAGCAAAAUUAAGGUCAAAUUUAUAAAUUUACUGCCAUUUUCUGCCACUGGAGUUCGCAGUGUUUUGGGACUGUUACAUUUGUCUUUAUCCGCCAUAUACUGCGGGCGUCUGUACUAGUCUAUUGCAGUUCCCGUCUUCAGUCCGGGUAGGAUGUAAGGGGCUACAAUAAUGUAGCCUACGGCGGUACAUGGCGAUGUGUACAUUGUGCAUUAAAUGCUUCACUGGUCUUAUUUGCAUUUAGCCGUGAAUUUAACGGCCGAUUGACUGAAGACCGCACAAACGCUUUAGCUGCAUCGAAUAGCUGCUGUCAACUGUAUGUACAUAGAUCGGCUGCCGUUCUAGGUGAAAAACAUUACGAUGCUGUGGUGUCCCGUUGCAGGACACCGCGCACCAUAGCUAGGCUACAGCCAAACCAUAAAAUAAACCGUUCCCUUUCAAGUGUAGUUUAUUCCGUUAUUUAUUACAGGCUUGUAUUUAAGUGUCAUUGCCUCGGCGUCCUCUGGACUGCAGUUGUCACAUUUACUAUCGCGUAUCAUGUGGAAUUAAUUUAUUAAGUGGGCAGUUGCUUUAAUUUUUAAAAAGAAAUUCUGAAAAAAGCAGUCAAUUGAUAAAAAGUAGUACGAUUACCAAAUAACCCAUGGACUCACAACCUUGACUCCCGAAUAAAUUGAGUAGGAAAUUUUACUUGCCAUUAAAACGGAAUAAAAUGCACACAUCGUUAUAUGGUCUAUCCACAAGGCCUGUGUCUGAAUCAUAAUGUUACACUGUAUAAUAUUUUAAUAUUUCAACAAAUGCCCUGCGUUUAGGUACAUGAAAUUGGCUAUUAGGGAGAGUAAAGUCUUAAUGAGUUUUUGGCGGAAUCGAUGCGCGUCCCUUCUGGAGAUCAUUGACGCAUCAUGGGAACCAAACAGACCAAAGGAGCGGGACAGGAGGCUAGCGCGAGUCCCCUUCACGGCGCGUGGAGACGGACGCCGACGAAAGAGCGAGGCGAUAUAUUUGCCUCUUUUAUGCUGAGAUCAGGGGAUCGAUUCGGACGCGGUGGAGCCCCCCCUCCCCCUUACCAGCGGCGCAUCGGGAUGAUUCAAGAGAUGAUGAUAAUGGCCCAGCAAGGGAAGCAAGACGAGGCGACAGAGCUUCUGAAAACCCUGCGACAGGAUCUGGGAAUGGAGUCCACAUCUUUAGAUGAUGUCCUGUACCGUUAUGCCAGCUUCCGCAAUUUGGUGGACCCGAUCACCCAUGAUCUCAUCAUCAGCUUGGCCCGGUACAUUCACUGCUCUAAGACGGAAGGCGAUUCUCUAGGUGCAGUGGAGAAGGUGUGUCGGCAGCUGACCUACCACCUGAGCCCCCACUCCCAGUGGAGACGGCAGGGCAUGCUGAAGAGGAAGCCCCAGUCAUGUUUGAAAGCCCUGCUGUUAGUCCCUCCCCCUAGUGGGGCACUGGAUCUGUCAGGUUUACCCCUCACCGUGCGGGAUGUGGAGCGGCUGUGCGCCUACCUGCAACGACACGCGUCCCAGGUAAGCAGCCUGGAGCUGGGCUUCACCGAGCUGACGGAUGCGGCCUUCCUGCUGCUGCUGCCCACCGUCAGCUCCCUGCCGUGCCUGGUGACCCUGAUGCUGAAUGGAAACCGGCUGACCCGCGCCGUUCUCAAGGAGCUCACUGACGCGCUCAAGGACUCCACCAGCUUCCCCAGCCUCACCUGGAUCGACCUGGGCAACAACGUGGACAUCUUCUGCCUGCCCCAGCCCUUCCUGGUCAGCUUGCGUAAGCGCUCCCCCAAAAAGCAGGGGAACCUCCCCACCAUCAUGGAGUUCGGGGAAAGCCAGGCCAGCGAGCCCGACAGCAGGGCGGAGCCCGAGAGCGAGGGGGACGAGAUGCUGCGCACCGAGAGCAUGGGGGAACUGAGGUCCGAGAUGGAGGGAGAGAUGGAGGGAGGGAUGGACGGAGAUCUGGAAAUAGAGGAGAUGAUGGAGGAGCUGUUGGACUUUGAUAAGGAGGUGCAGGGAAAGGAGUAUGAGACAGAAGAGGACAGCAUGUGGAUAAUGGAGGAUCAUGAGAAAGGUUUCAAGGGAAAGGGGGUCACUCCAGGACGGAGAACUCCAGACAGGCCUGCAAAGGCAGAGGUGGAGGACGAUACUCAGAGCCACUCCAGUUCCAGCCAAUCAGAGCAUAUGAGCUCACAUAUGGAGGAUCAGGUAGCCAGCCAUACGGACAAUCAAACCUGAACCAGUGCUGCUUCAUUCUGUCUGAGUAGAAGAAAAAACAUGUUGGACUGCAAAAGAAGAUAUUGUCAGUUUCGCUCAGUACAAUGACUUGCUUCCCUUUGUGAUAAGACUGAAUAAUAAAACGGCAAAUCUAGUCUGCUGUGAAUAUAUCCAAUAUUUUCAAAAGAUGGAUAAUAAGAGGAUUGUGCAUGAGAGGGUUAUAGCUGCCACCAAUAGUAUUACCUGUAUGUAACACAUUAUAAUGUAACAUUACUUGUCAUUUUUAGUAUCCCACACAUAAAAUUUAUAGAAAACAUUGAAUCUGUUUAGAUACUUCUGUGUGGCCUAACUGGCACGUUUAGUUUCAUUUUGGUGUUAGGUGAUAAACUAGUUAUUUCUUACCAAAGGAGUUAAUGCCUGUGUGCCUGUUACUCCAGUAUCCCGCUGGUAAAUAAAAACAGAUGGGAUGUGCCUCAAAAUGAAAUAGGUUAUCUCUGUUUUGUUGAAAGUAUCUCUGCCUGUCCAUCUAUGCAGCAGUCAGCAAUUCAUUAAAAUAUCUCCACUCCGCACCAUGUCCAGCCAUUUAAACGAAUUAUUCAGUGCUUGAAUUCAGUGUGAUUGAAUAAGAAGUGGAGGCACUUUAAGCUGAAACGGCCUGAUAAAUCACCAAUGGUGAAAUAUGGUGGAUCUUUGAUGUUAUGGGGUGUUCCGUCUACUGGUCCUGGCCUCUUGGUAAGAUCAAUGGAAUCAUGAACUCCAGCAAGUGCAAAGAUUUAUUGGAGAAACUCUGGUUUCCCUCUUUCAGAAAGCUCAAUCCUGGCUGAAAAGGUUUGUCCAGAUCACACGAGAGUGAAUGUUUGUGGUUUGAAAAGAAGUGGGCAGCAGGAUUCCCCCCAAUAUAAUCACAAAUCUCUUUAAACCCCACAUAAGAUGGUUCAGUUGUGGAGAGGUGCAGAUAGUACUGAAAACGGGUGGGAAUAAUUGGGACACAAAUCUUGGAAAAAAGAUAUCACUUGUUAAAUAAAGA
Messenger RNA from Anguilla anguilla (European eel), 3741 nucleotides. RefSeq names its product leucine-rich repeat-containing protein 75A-like. The transcript has 4 exons. NCBI's taxonomy places the organism in Eukaryota, Metazoa, Chordata, Actinopteri, Anguilliformes, Anguillidae. Bases 1410 to 2735 code for a protein of 441 amino acids. The record is from RefSeq and is a predicted model, not a curated record.